Messenger RNA from Medioppia subpectinata, 963 nucleotides. The record is from the annotation of a GenBank genome assembly. Lineage: Eukaryota; Metazoa; Arthropoda; Arachnida; Sarcoptiformes; Oppiidae.
GUUUGCUGUGAACCGCGCCGUUUGGCCGCCAUUAGUGUCGCCGAACGUAUUUGCGUUGAACGUAAUGAACAGAUCGGUGGGACUGUUGGCUAUCAGAUCCGACUCGAGAGCAAAGUGUCAAAUGAGACGCUAUUGACGUUUUGCACGAAUGGUGUGAUAUUGAGAACAUUGAUGUCCAAUAGGGAUGAUUUCUUGAGGAAUGCCACCCAUAUUAUCAUCGAUGAGGUCCACGAAAGGGACCGUUUUAGCGACUUUUUGCUCUUAAUUCUCAAACAAACCAUUAAAUUGAAUGCGAAUAUCAAACUCAUACUAAUGUCGGCCACUUUUAACAUCAAGAAAUUUGAGGACUAUUUUGAGUGCGAGAGUCCUGUCAUCGAAAUCCCUGGCCGUCAACACCCGGUCGACGAGUAUUUCUUGGAGGACGUCCUCAAAGCGACUAAUUAUAUGACUCUUCCGAUGGCUCGCUAUAAACAAAGAUUGGAUAGAAGUAAACGUCAAAUACAGGCGUCGACCGCCAGGACUGGAACCGAUGAGGUGUCGAUUCCUGGCCGCACUCCCGAAGUUGAGUCCCAACUCAGACAAGAGUUUGAUUUAAUACUGAAGGGCGCGUGGGUUGAGGGCACUGACCAGGCCUUCGACAAACUCUUGGACUUUGUUUCGCUCAAUAGUUUCCUAAUGAAUCACAAGCACAGCGAGACGGGUGUGACGGCUCUGGUGGUCGCCGCCGGACAAAACAAGUUACAGGCGGUGGAGGCUCUGGUGUGCUUCGGGGCCGACCUAACGGUCACCACUCCUAAUGAGAUGACUGCUUACGAUUGGGCCAAUUAUUUCGGUCACAAAGACGUGAGCGCCUAUUUGUCCGGCGUUUACGUCGAUAAGAGUGUCGGCUCUGUUGGCAAUCAGGCGACCGAAGAGGAGAAGGAAUUGUUGGAUAUUUAUCACAACUGUUUCAACGACGACGAC